GAGUGAGUGGAAGAGCGAGCUUGAGGAUAUACCGAACAGAAACAGUUGCAAAACGCGGUCAGCAACAACAAUCGAUACAGACAUAUGUGCUCUCCCCGACAUCGAUCGACGGCUUUGACAUUACUACCAAGAGGGGUCGACAGCAGCUGCAUAUCAGGUCUCCUACUUCAGAGGCCAAGGCGAGGGCCAGUUUCAACAGUUGACCUCGCAACAGCCCUCCGGGGCUCACAAUUAUCAUUCUUUCCAUACAGACUCCGGCAACCAGCCAGAGCGGUUCGCUCUGGCGGACCCCAUGCAUCGGCACGCUGGCGGGCCACUAUAGAGUUCAGGCGGAUUACAAUGACUACUCACCACAGGAGUCGCAUCCGCCGCAGCAAAGCCAGUCAUCGCAUGCUUACGAGCCGCACCACCCCCGAUCUCUCGCCGGUCCGUCCACACUGCACGACCCCACGGAGCAUCACGCCCAUCAUGUGUCAGGGCACUCACAUCAUCCUCCGGCCCUUCAUGGACUGCCGCAGCAUCGCUCAACUCCAUCCCACCACCACCCGGUGCUGCUAGAUCCGGUGCAGAUGAGCAGCCACUCGGGGUCGCGGCACAUAGGACACCAAACGCCGACGCAGUAUGGGGCUGGUCCAUCGCCUCAUUCAGUGGUCCCACCACCGCUCUACCCGUCAAUGACACCGACACAGUCAGGCCCGAGCAGUGGCAUCAAGCGAUCCCGACCCGAUGAUCUCGAUCUCUCAGUCCCCGGCAUCGCCGAGCUUGACCAAGGCGAGAUGGACCCAAUGCAGCAGUCACAGCACAUGGGUGCGUCAUAUGCGCAAUCUGCAUCGACGCCUCAACAUCAUCACCACCGUAUGCCUGAGACCGGUCCUCCCUCAAAGAUGAUGCGCCGGGAUUCCCAAGGAGCUGGUGGCGUUGGUGGUGGCGCACCAAGCGUGGUGGGCCAGGCAGGCAUGCCACCUCCGGCCCAAAGACCCAGAGGACCAAAGUUAAAGUUCACAGCAGAAGACGAUGCGCUCUUGGUGGACUUGAAGGAAAACAAGAGCCUCACAUGGAAGCAGAUCGCCGAGUUCUUCCCUGGGAGGUCCAGUGGCACGCUGCAAGUGCGCUACUGCACCAAGCUCAAGGCCAAAACGACGCAAUGGACAGAGGAAAACGAUCAAAAACUUCGAACAGCUCUGCAAGACUACGAGAGGGAAAAAUGGAGAAUAGUGUCUAGCAAAGUAGGCACCGGCUUUACACCAGCUGCUUGCCAGGAGAGAGCCAUAGCACUAGAGGGAGGCGCGCCGCAUGGACAUCCACUUGGAAGUCCCUUAUAGCAAUCAGCGUCUCCUCCAGGAGCCUCGGCUUCUGGAGGGGACACCACCGGAUACACGCAUCAACCAGCGACACAUGAAUCAUCCCACACCACCGGAGCUUACACGCAUCAACCACCAGCUUCCGAGUCGGGACUUCACUCCGGAUACUCGAAUCCGCCGCCUUCCACUCACGCCCCCAGCCACCAUAAUAUCUACCACCCCACCCAGCUUUAGUAGUCAACCUGGAUGAGAGUUCGGGACCGGGAUGGGCUGAUUAUGCGCGAAAAGCAAAAUACUCACGAUGGGGCACCGGUGAGAUCGACAUACAUACAGCACAGACAGCUCAGCGGCCCCAUGGCUUCUGAGCGCCGUGCCAGCAUUCCUCAGGGGAAACAACUGACUAAACCAGCAAUGUUCUGGGUCAUUCAGCUUGGCCAGCCCCUCCAAAGUUGCGACCUUGCGACCUUCUGCCUCGGCGGAUUCUUUUUUUUCUUUUCCGUUUCUUUUCCCUGACUACCCCUUGUUUCCUUUUCUAUUUCUUUGCUUUGUGGACCAAGACCUAAAAUCGUUCGCCCUAUAGAUGUUCUUCCUUUUUUUUUCUUUUUUUUCGCUUUUCUUCUCUUCCUGUAGUACGGCUCGGCUUUGCUUCAGGCGGGAUAAUUUCGAGAUACCCUCCCCGGCCGGCAGCAUGUGUCGAUGAUUUACAGAAGUUGGUUUGUUACACUUGAUUGGCUUUUUUAUUUUCUUAGGAUAUGUGGUGAUGAACAUAGAAAGGGGGAAUACCCGGGUGCAUUUUAAAAGACUUUGCAUUUAUAUCAGAGAUAAGGAUUGGCGCGCGCACAUAAUAUGAUCCUCACGUUUAUAC
Messenger RNA from Pyricularia oryzae 70-15, 2166 nucleotides. RefSeq names its product MYB DNA-binding domain-containing protein. The transcript has 2 exons. NCBI's taxonomy places the organism in Eukaryota, Fungi, Ascomycota, Sordariomycetes, Magnaporthales, Pyriculariaceae. The record is from RefSeq and is a predicted model, not a curated record. Bases 570 to 1322 code for a protein of 250 amino acids.